Messenger RNA from Amphiprion ocellaris (clown anemonefish), 2543 nucleotides. RefSeq names its product cortexin-1. NCBI's taxonomy places the organism in Eukaryota, Metazoa, Chordata, Actinopteri, Pomacentridae. The coding region runs from base 816 to 1091 and encodes 91 amino acids. The record is from RefSeq and is a predicted model, not a curated record. The transcript is spliced from 2 exons.
ACAGAGUUCAGAGCAGAGGGAUCCCAGAGCUGUCCGUGGUGCUGAACAGCUGCUGCAUCACCACCACCACCAUCAUCAUCAUCAUCACAGCAGCAAGCCUCAGAUUACACGGCCUCACCUGUGACAACACCUCACAGGAUCCUGAUGAGUGUCAAAUAAAGAGGUUCCUGGUGAUUCAGGUCAAAGAUGAAGAUGUAAGAACAAGCAAACGAAUCAGUGAUUUGAAUCCAAAAACAUUUUCUCAAGGACCACAACACGGAUCACUUACAGCCUGCAAGGACUUGGAUUGAUCUAUGGAACAUCUUCAGCCACUCCACUGAGAUUUAUACUUCACUCUGUAAUUACAAUAAAGGCCUCCAGAGGGUGGCUAUUAGAUGACAGUUAAAAUAUUGGCAAAGUGAAGAGAAGUUGAAGUAGCGACUCCUGCUUUUUAUUUUCCAGCUCUCUCAAGAGCAAAUGUGUGCAUCGGAGAAAAGACAGCUAUAGAGGGACACAUGAACCAGUUCAAUCUAAUUAAACCUCAGUGAACAUGCCUCGGUGUGCUGCUCGGUUUACCAGAGGGCUUAUUCAUUUGCACUACUGAUUUGUGCCGUGUUAUUUCUGUUUGCCCCAUGGCUUGUGGGAAGCACUGUGGUUAGGUUUAAUCAGCUGCCAGCUGCCAGAUUUCACUAUGUGAGGCUCCUCUGGGUUUAGAAAUCAUACUGAACAGCAAAGAUGACCACGUAGAACCACACCACUCCUCGCAGCUCCUGAUCACACAGCAGAAGUCACACAGUAAGCAAUUUUGACUUUCAAAAUAUUCUCUCACCUCCAAGAUGAGUGACACAAACUACUGGGUUGUGGACUACGAUCUCUCCUCUCCGGCUCCUCCCGGGUUUCCCAGGGGCCCGACAAUGCUGCAGCCCAUGGCAGGGCAGCCCGAACAGGGAACUGCUCUGUGUUUUGUCGGCCUCCUCGUGCUGCUGUUGCUCUUCCUUGUGGUUCGCUGUGUCCGUAUCUUGUUAGAUCCUUACAGCAGCAUGCCAUCAUCAUCAUGGACGGACCAUAAGGAGGGGCUGGACAGAGGACAGUUUGAUUACGCACUGGUGUAAAGAUGAGAAAUGACUGGCAAUGACAAAAUGAUGAAUCUGGAGAUACAGUGAGGGUCUUUUGAGGGACUUUUGACUGGGAAUGUUUGCUCCAUGCCCUGUUAACAGUUUUAACAUCUGGCUGUUGUUUGCUUGGUGAAAAGGGAAGCUGUCUUCAGUGCAAGAUAACAAUUUGAAAGCAUUGAACAGAAAAUGAAAAAGCAUAGCAGAGAAAAAGCAGACAAACCAGAAGCUCUGUAUCCAUUUAAAUUUACAGUAAUUCAUGUAUUAUUGGACUGUUGUGGUGUCUCUGAUGCUUUCUGUAACAAACACUGCAGGAAGAGACUGAUCAGUAUCGCUGCAUUACAUUACGACUCCUGUUUGUCAUGUCAUUUUGUAAUUCUAUAACGUUUUUACAAAUCCCAGUGCUGAAUUAUAAAUAGAGAGCAGAGCUGCUGCGAGACAUGUCUGGAUUCAAUAAAAGGAGAAAUUAAAUGGAUUUAGGGCAGACAUGGAAGUCAUUUAGACAGAACUAAUACACUCUGUUACAGCAGAUUUAGAGACAAGAUUGUAAACUUUAGAUGUUGAUUUGUCUGCAAACUGAGCUUCUUUCUGUUUGGACAUGCAACUAAACCAAAAAAUCAGGUGAAAGAUAUCAUAGUUCGUCUGGAACCAGGAACACAUUUCUUUAAAUUUUAUUUUUAAUGUGAAUGAUGCUGGAUUUUAUAUGCCUUUGUACCACCUCUCAGAUGAUCCUCAGGUAAAAUCAUUUCUAACCAAAGCCGCUAUAAUUUGAGAGAAUCACUUAAAUUGAGCUUCACCUGCAGUUUGUAUCACUCUAACAUUUUCAAAUUUACUGUGUCCAAAACAGACAUCGUAUUCUCCUAUAAAAGCUACAUUUACAGGGCAUAACAGUUAAUGCAUCAUAUUUUGUCUGGGCUUUUGCUAUUUCACGUCACCUUCCCUCUAAGAGGCUUAGGAAGCUCAGUGUGGAGGGUCACAGCUCUGACUGAAUAUGUGUCAUAUAAACUUAUGAUUAUGAAAUGCAUGUAGACCAAUAUUGUCCCCUAAUCCUUUUUGCCUUUAGCCUCCGUCCAGUGCACCAGCCAAAUCUGUUCAACAGUGCCUGUAGGAAUAAAAGAAAGUCUAAUGUCUAUUUCAUACUAAUGAUGUUUCUGCUCCUUUUGCCACUCAUUUGUACAAUAUUGUUCCUGCCCUUAUUAUACUAUAAAGCCCUUUGAAAUACGGCUCUGAAAAGCUCUUUAUAAAUAAAGUUUAGUAUGGAUAUUUUACUAAUUUGUUUGUUUCCUUAAAGACAAAGACCAAAAGACUGUUUGAUAUAAUUGUACGUGGUCCAAUUUCCUGAAUGUAGACGGCUGCUUGUAAGAAAAAUUAGAUAUUUUCCUAAAGUUUCUUUGAACUGGCAUUCUGUUUUUUUUUUUUAUGAAAUAAAGGCUUUUGUCUUGUCCAACUUUA